Messenger RNA from Helianthus annuus (common sunflower), 1105 nucleotides. RefSeq names its product probable glycerol-3-phosphate acyltransferase 8. The transcript is spliced from 3 exons. The record is from RefSeq and is a predicted model, not a curated record. Gene Ontology annotation, molecular function: phosphatase activity; glycerol-3-phosphate 2-O-acyltransferase activity. Gene Ontology annotation, cellular component: membrane. Gene Ontology annotation, biological process: cutin biosynthetic process. Bases 75 to 965 code for a protein of 296 amino acids. NCBI's taxonomy places the organism in Eukaryota, Viridiplantae, Streptophyta, Magnoliopsida, Asterales, Asteraceae.
UUUUCCAACCAAAUAUCAACCCCUAAUACAAGAUAUGAUAUCAUGACCCGUAACAAGCAUACCACAACUUUCACAUGUUAAACCUGAACCUCAUCUCUCUCUACAAAAUGAUCUCACCGGAGCUACAACACAUCCGAAAAACCUUCCCUCUUCUAUCCGACCACAAUACAUCCACCAUAAACCACCGCUCGAUCGCCGCGGACCUCGACGGAACCCUACUCAAAGCCAAACUCUCAUUCCCAUACUACAUCCUCAUCGCAAUCGAAUCCGGCAGCCUCCUCCGCGGCCUCAUCCUGAUAACAUCUCUCCCUAUCAUCUCCUUCAUCUACAACUUCAUCUCCGAAUCUCUCGCCGCCAAGAUCCUGAUAUUUAUCACAUUCUGCGGCGUCAAAUACUGUGACAUCGAGGGCGCUUCUCACGCCCUCCUGCCGCGGUUCUACGCCGCAGAUGUGAGGAGAGAUAGCUUUGAAGUGUUUGAUAGGUGUGAGAGGAAGGUAAUUGUGACGGCGAACCCGGUGGUGAUGGUGGAGACGUUUGCGAAGGAGGUUUUAGGAGCGGAGAAGGUGAUCGGAACGGAGAUUGAAGUGGAUGUAAGGACGAAGAGAGCUACCGGAUUUGUUACGGAGCCUGGUGUGAUGAUCGGUGAAUUGAAGAAGGUGGCGGUUGUUAUGGAGUUUGGUGAGGAGUUGCCGGAUAUUGGUCUCGGUGACCGGAGAUCUGAUUGUGAGUUUAUGUCUGUUUGCAAGGAGGGUUACAUGGUACCAAAAGACCAUUUUGCAAGCCUAGUAUCCCCACAAUGUCUGAAAAAUCAGUUAAUAUUCCAAGACGGCUGCUUAGAGCGACCAUCAAGCUACAUCAUCUACUAUAUUUGCUUACCAUUCAGAUUCCUUCUAUACCCUUUUCGCGCUUACUUCAAUCUCUCCUUAAUCGAGGGAAUUGCUAGAUGUGCUUAUCGUCGAAUGUAGUAGGCCUUGUUAGAGAAGAGAAACUACAAAUGCGUCAGGGGUACAAAAUGGUUUAGGUGUGCUUCUGCUAUCAAAUAAAACGUAUUAUAACUCUAUCAUAUUAAUUUACGUAAUAAAAUGCUAUAAGUGUUGUCCGUAAA